Molecule: messenger RNA, 1882 nt
Organism: Andrographis paniculata
Lineage: Eukaryota; Viridiplantae; Streptophyta; Magnoliopsida; Lamiales; Acanthaceae
Product: histone-lysine N-methyltransferase ASHR3
Exons: 11
Coding region: 112-1707 (531 amino acids)
Biological process (GO): regulation of DNA-templated transcription
Cellular component (GO): nucleus; chromatin
Molecular function (GO): histone H3K36 methyltransferase activity; protein binding
Source: RefSeq, a predicted model, not a curated record
UCAAUUGUUGCUGCUGCUGCUCCGUCGGAUUAUUGCAGAUGCAGCCCCUCCUGAGCACUUCUUCUUCCACAAUUUUCUUGUCUUCGUCUUCUCUCCAUACCCUAUCGAAGUAUGACAGCUGCUGGGAAUCUCCUCGAUACUCCUCCAGCUCUGGCGUUACAUCACCAGCUCACCUCUUGUUCAAACGUUAACCCUGAUUCUUGCGACGAGCCGUCGAAUCCGAAUUUUAAUCACGCUGAGUUGGAUUCGAGGCCUCAACUAGGGUCCGGUGGGGAUGAGAAGGGGAUAGAUUUUGAGAUCGGGAAAUCCAGCGAGCUGAAGUUUUGUUCGAAUAAGGGUUUUGGCUCUCGAUUGAGUAGGGGAAACGAUGGAGAUAGGGAUGGAAUCCAUAGGGUUUUGAAGCGAUGCAGAGUGAAGGCCUCCACGGCGGCGAAGCUUGUCGAUGAUUGGUCGGGGAGGAAAAUUGAGCAGGGAGUUCCUGAAUUCAAGUGUUCGUUGCCAUUUCUUGUUGGAGCUCCGAAACAGGUCCACUGUGGUGUUUGUCAGAAAGCUGUAUUCGAUGAGGAGAAGAUAUUGUGCACUGUUAAUGGUUGUCAUAGUGUUUUUCACCUAACAUGUGUGAAGGAAAGCAUGGGUUUCUCAUCUUCGAAGAACUUUAAGUGCCCACAGCAUGUCUGUUUCUUGUGCAAGCAAAAGAACCGUUUAUGGAGGUGCAUUCGAUGUCCAAUAGCAUGGCAUGAUAAAUGUGCUCCAUUUCCGGAAUACGUGAUUAAUCUUCCUGAUCGACCCCGAGAAGCCAUUUGUUGGAAGCAUCCUACAGAUUGGCAUUUGGAUAAGCAAGAAGUUCCAGCAAAAAGCAUUGAGGACGUGUUUUCCCUCUUACCUCUUCCAUACAACAAGGAGGAAUUCGACAUCGACAUAAACUGGAAGACCACAAACAAAGCUAAGCUGGUCCCGCAAUCCUAUGUGCAUAUCAAACGAAAUGUGUAUCUCAUAAAAAAAAAGCGUAGUAAUAACGUCGAAGCUGAUGUCGGAUGCACGAGCUGCAGCUCUACUCAAUGCUCGGAGGGUUGCGUCUGCAGAAUGCAGUGCGUAAGCUGUUCGAAAGCUUGUCGUUGCUCCAAAGACUGCAAAAAUCGACCCUUCCAGAAAGUGAAAAAGAUCCAAAUUGUCAAGACCGAACACUGCGGUUGGGGUGUAGUGGCUGCCGAACCAAUCUGCAAAGGCGAAUUCAUCGUGGAAUACGUUGGAGAAGUAAUCGACGACGCCUUGUGCGAAAGAAGGCUGUGGGACAUGAAAGACGAAGACGCGAAGAACUUCUACAUGUGCGAAAUCAACAAGGACUUUGUAAUCGACGCAACGUUCAAGGGAAAUGCGUCGCGCUUCUUAAACCACAGCUGCGCGCCAAAUUGCAAGCUCGAAAAAUGGCAAGUCGAAGGGGAGACUCGUGUCGGCAUCUUUGCGUCCAGAGCGAUUGAGAUCGGAGAACCGUUAACUUACGACUACCGGUUCGUACAGUUUGGGCCGGAGGUCGAGUGCCAUUGCGGCGCUGAAAAAUGCAGCGGAUAUUUGGGAACGAAAAGGAGGAUCGUUUUUUGUAGUCCGAAUACGAACACGGACACGAACACGAACACGGGAUUGGAGAUUUCGUGGGGACCGAAACGACAGCGGACGUCGAAGAAAUUUGUGGGAUUGAGUAUAGAAUGAAUGUGAAGGAACAUUUUUGUUGUUGUUAGAACUUAUGUUCAUCAAUUUGUCUUGUGGAAGACACAGAUAUGAGUUUGUUGUGUGUAUUUUUGUUGGUCUUUUUAAUUUUUUUGUUUCAUGUUUUUAGUUAUAAGGCACAAUUGAGCCUUUUGUUUCUCCAAAGUUUGUAUUGUGA